Molecule: messenger RNA, 570 nt
Organism: Prunus armeniaca (apricot)
Lineage: Eukaryota; Viridiplantae; Streptophyta; Magnoliopsida; Rosales; Rosaceae
Source: the annotation of a GenBank genome assembly
AUGUCAAUCGCUUCAUCGAUGCUUGGGACCUAUGCUGGUGAUCAUAAUCUUCGACUUAGAGAAUUUUCAAAGAGUCCUCACGAUCGUGCUUACACAUGGUAUAUCAACGUUUGGCACCAGGCUCUAUUCCUCUUGGGAAGCUUGGCAAGCAGGUUUUGUAAGAAGUAUUUCCAGCAUGAAGAACGAGUCACCACCACUCAACUCAAACAACUCGCCAAAAGCAUGUCAAUUUUCUCGGCUGCUGGAAGCUGUGAGGAAGACAAGCAUGUCAGUCAAGCUACCAGACAAAGGACUUGGAGGAAUGAGAAGAAGGAAGCGCAUCAGACAUUAGCAAUAGAUGACAAGCCAUCCAACGACUACAAUUCAUGCAAACGGAAGGAUAGGGAGACGUAUCCACCACUACCAUGCAAAGUUGAAGAAUUUCAUGUUAUCCUUGACACGAUGAUUGCUGAUGGCGUAAUCAAACCUGUUAGACCCUACAAAUUCCAACUCGAGAGGAAAAGAAUGAUCCUAGGUACUGCUGUUAUCAUCAAUUUGUGGGCCAUCCAACCACUGCCUGUCAGAGUCUGA